AUGGAGAAUAGUGGCAGUUUGGAGCAAACUCUGCAAGACGGAAAUAUCUUGAGACAGCUCAAUGCUCUCAUCGUCGCUCAUCUCCGUCACAACAAUCUCUCACAGGCUGCAGGUGUGGUUGCUUCAGCCACGAUGACACCAUUGAAUGUUGAAGUUCCUCCAAACCGUCUUUUGGAGCUUGUUGCAAAGGGUCUUGCAGCGGAGAACAACGGGACACUGAGAGGUGUUUCUUCAUCAGUCUUGUUACCCUCUUCUUAUGGAUCAAUCACUACUUCUCGAACAGCUUCUAUUGACUUCAGUGUUACUCAUGUGAAGGGAUCAUCAAAGAUUCUCCCAAAGCAUGAAUCAAAGCAGCUAUCCGAGCACAAGAGCGUUGUUAGGUGUGCAAGAUUUAGUUCCGAUGGAAUGUUUUUCGCAACUGGCGGUGCAGACAUGUCAAUUAAGCUUUUUGAGGUGCCAAAAGUAAAACAGAUGCUUUCAGGAGAUACUCAAUCUCGACCAUUAAUACGGAGUUUUUAUGAUCAUGCUGAACCAAUAAACGAUCUUGAUUUCCACCCUCGGAGCUCAAUCCUUAUAUCCAGUGCCAAAGACAAGUGUAUAAAGUUCUUCGACUUCUCUAAAACGACAGCUAAACGAGCAAUCAAAGUUUUUCAGGAUACACAUAACGUGCGCUCUAUAGCUCUUCAUCCUUCAGGAGACUUUCUUCUUGCAGGAACUGAUCAUCCGAUUCCACAUCUUUACGAUGUAAACACACAUCAGUGCUUUCUUCCUUCAAAUUUCCCAGACAAUGGAGUAAAUGGAGCCAUUAACCAGGUGCGGUAUUCUUCUACGGGAUCUCUCUACGUCACAGCCUCAAAGGAUGGAGCUAUUCGACUCUUUGACGGGGUAAGCUCAAAGUGCGUACGCUCCAUUAGUGGUGCUCACGGAAAAUCAGAGGUCACAAGUGUAUUGUUCACCAGAGACCAAAGGUUUGUUCUGUCGUCCGGUAAGGAUUCUACGGUUAAGUUAUGGGAAGUAGCUUCAGGGAUAAUAGUAAAGGAAUACAUCGGAGCAAAGCGGGUAAAACUCCGGUCUCAGGCAAUCUUCAAUGACACGGAAGAGUUUGUAAUCUCCAUAGAUGAAGCAAACAAUGAGGUCGUUACAUGGGAUGCAAGAACCACAGAGAAAGUGGCAAAGUGGCCUUCGAACCAUAACGGUGCACCGCGCUGGAUCGAGCACUCUCCGGUAGAACCAGUCUUUGUUACUUGUGGAACAGAUAGAUCAGUUCGAUUCUGGAAAGAAUCCGUCUAG
Messenger RNA from Microthlaspi erraticum, 1290 nucleotides. NCBI's taxonomy places the organism in Eukaryota, Viridiplantae, Streptophyta, Magnoliopsida, Brassicales, Brassicaceae. The record is from the annotation of a GenBank genome assembly.